This is a messenger RNA of Dermacentor andersoni, 805 nucleotides long. RefSeq lists its product as uncharacterized. The record is from RefSeq and is a predicted model, not a curated record. NCBI's taxonomy places the organism in Eukaryota, Metazoa, Arthropoda, Arachnida, Ixodida, Ixodidae.
UAAUAGUUUCCCUUCGGCUGAAACCCCGAAUACAGUACCACUCUAGAGAGCCACGUUGACUUUUUUGUCGACUCCACUCUACAAGUGCACUUUGUCACACUUUCAGUGCUUAGGCACGAUCGAGAUCAUGGAAUCUUUAAUGGUGGCGUCCUUACCCACCGUAUGGCUCUACGUCUGCGUGAACCCGGCGCUCACCAUAUCGCUGUUCAUCAGGGCCGGCAUCGGGCUUCUCAGCUGUUUUACCUCCAUCCUCAUUUUCUUCGUCGUGAGUUGCAACGUUCUGAUGCCCCUUCGAUUGUUCUUGGUCGUCAAUGUGGCGGCGGUGCUCAUCGACGUACCCGCCAACCUGCUCAUGUUCGGGCUCAAGCUGGCACGCAGAGACUUGAUAUUUCACGCGCACCCGUGCAUCGCGAUGGCGGACAGUUCAAACGCCCUUGUCCUCCUUGGCGCGCGGGCGGCUUCCAAUAUGCCGGACAGCUUCCUGAGGGCCAGGAUAAUCGCUGCUGUGACCAUUGGCGUGAUGCAGCUGGUGGUUCUCAAGCACAUCAACAGGAUGUACGAGAAUAUCCUGAAGAGGGCAGUCAGAAGCCGCCUGAAUGCAGUGGGACUUGAGGAGAAUCUCACAGACACACAAUCAACUAUAUAUAUCGCCGCAGAGACUGAUCCGUCGCCAGUGGUUCUGUGAUACAUUUGUGAAUCGAUUUGCUGCGUAACAUUUCUUAAUUACGGCAUGUUUUUUUAUUACGUUGACAUAAGAUAUUUGUGCCUUCUUCAAGUUGUCUUAAUUAAACUACGAUUACCUUUA